Molecule: messenger RNA, 2896 nt
Organism: Bactrocera oleae (olive fruit fly)
Lineage: Eukaryota; Metazoa; Arthropoda; Insecta; Diptera; Tephritidae
Gene: b6
Product: pentraxin-related protein b6
Source: RefSeq, a predicted model, not a curated record
UAACAAGACUAGUUGAAAUAGUGUCAGAGUGCUACCAAGAUGCUUUUUUUUGCUAAAUUGUCUUGAGUUGUCCACUUAAAAGCAUUCCAAACUAAUUUCCGUCUUUUUUUUUUUAGUCUGAGAUGAUUGCCUGCAUUGCCCUAUCAUCGGCAUAAGCCACUGCAUGUGUAAAUUCCUUUUUUUCUAGUUAGGUGUGCAUAAAAAAUGUAAACAAUCAUUCGAUAGACAGGUGCCAUCUACAUCGCUGUACGUUGGCAAUUAUCUAGUAGAGCUACUAACAAAGUCUAGAGUGUUCAACAAUGGCGCUGAUGUCUGUAAUGCGUUUGAUAUUCGAAGCUUGAUGAAUGAAUGAAAAUUACUAGCGGUGAUUGUGCUGCAGAUUAGUGGUUUGAGCCAUUCAAAAGCUUCGAACACCAGGGGGAUAGGAAGAGGCGCGAGCAACGUGCUUGUUGUGCUUACAAACUAGUUUGUUGACGUCGCGAGCGUUCCAUCUCCCAGUCGCAUAGCCCAGCUAGAGUCGCUUCCAUAUAUGCCACCGCCACAGUUGACUGCCAAUAAAGUUCGAGACAUCGUCGCGUGCAGACGUGUGUCUACGCGUAGUCAACUCGAAGAGAUAUAUAAAUAAAAGUGAAUAGAAACCCAGGCGAAUGCGCGAAAUUUCAAUAUAAAAACGAAAGUGAAUUGCGACGAAAGUGGUUAGGAAAGUAAAAUAGGGAACAAAAAAACGGGAAGAUAAGGAAGAGGUCGAAAGCUUUUUUCUAUAUAUACUAAUACUUAUUUAUGUGGGAAAUUUUACUUUGAAGUUCGUAUUAAAAUGCAUUGGAGUUGGAUACAUUUCUUUGUCCUUGCGACAGGAGUAAUAUAUAACAUUCAUUUAAGCUAUGGUUGGAAACCUAUAGUGGGUGGUUCUAUUACAACCUCCUUCAAUCUACAGCAAUCCCAUCCCGGUUCAGCAACAAGCGCAAAAACAUUAACUCUUGGCAGUAGUUCUGUUGAAAGUUCUGAGUAUUCGUCGUCGCCCUUACUUCCACAGAAGUCCGCGAGCAAGGUGUUAAGUGGUGUUAGCGAUGCCAUCGCAAUAUCAGCACCUUUGACAGGACUGCCUGGAUCACAUACUGGAUUGAAGUUUGAAACCGACGAAUUUGAAUAUGAACGCGAUUUAUUCGGUGGUGGGGACUUUGGAGAGGAUCACUGCGCUGUAAAAAAGUUCGCCUUUAAUCACGAUGGUACCGUUGCAUACGAAAAUGAUUUACCAGACUUGAAUCAAUUCACGAUUUGUUUUUGGUCACGAUAUACAAAUCAUAGCGGCGAUCACGUAUUAUUAACCUAUUCGGUUAAGGAUGAACCGCGCGAGUUUCAGUUUUGGGUUUCGAACUCACAAAAUUCCAGUUUUGUUUCGAUGGCCAUAAAAGGUCAACAAAUAUAUAGGCUCAAUUAUCCAUUACGUGUGCGUCAAUGGCAUCAUCAGUGCUCGUCGUGGAACGGGAAAACAGGUGAAUGGCAGGUUUGGGUGAAGUCGGAGCGUAUUGGACGUGGUUUUAACAACGCGUUGGUUAGUCAUACCAUUCCCGCUAAGGGCAAACUCUUUUCGGGCGGACUGUCACCAACGGGUAUUUUAUCCCAGGGCCUACACUUUGAGAUCACUUUGGUACAGAUAUAUCAUAUUGCGCUGAGUGCGGGUAAGGCACACCGCGAUCACAAGCAUCAUCAUGUUCACCACUUCGAUCAUGAGGGACAGGAAUUGUCAACCACUACAAGGGCACCCCCUGCUAUAAACCGGCCAUUACCAAUGCACAGUCUGCUUGCAAGUGGGCAAAUACCAACUCGAGUGCGUCUCAAUCUCGCGCAACCACCGCAGCAGCCGCAACCUACCAUACCAACGCAGACAGUGCCACAGUUACAGAGCGGCGAUAACACUUUAUUCCCACUGUCUGAUCAACAACAAGCCGUCACCAUCAAUACGAACUUUGUGAACGGCCAAAUCAAUACCGGCUCGCGAUUGGUGUCGCAACAGUUACUGGGACAUAUCGUACAGCCAAAUGCGGCGUUGGCAUUGCGACCAAAGACUGUGCAAACUAGCUCAACGACACGCGAAUACAGUACGCUAAAUAACCCAGCCAAUGUGCAGUUUAUAGACGAAACCGAGACACGAAUUCUGUUCAAGCGCCACGCGAAAACCAACAAUACCAAUUCGUUAUUUGGUCAAAAAGUGGUUCGUAAACGAGCUGCGAAUCCAAGGCGGAGACAAACGUUGGAUAAAACAAGUAAAAAUUUACAAAAACGGGGUUUGGUAUUGCUGGAGGACGGAAGUGUUGUGGAUGACCCGUUAUUCGGUAAUAGUUUCAAGUAUGAUGGUUUGGCGGAUUUUGGUGGGCAACAGUUCAAACAGGAUUUAACACAGAAAAUGAACAUCGAAGAUGAGAUUCAGGAACACGAUCGCGAACCAGCUGAGGAAGAAGUGAAGGCGGUAAUGGCGUUGUGUAGUGCCUGUGACACGGAGCCAUUCCAAGGUGCUAUCGUAUUUGCAUGGAAAAAUGCCAAGGAGCAAAUGGAUAACACGCUGAAAGGAUUAAGUGUUGGUGGAUGUGGUAAUUUCUGAUUACCAUGGCUUGGGCAGGAGAGACCGCACUAGUCAGCAGGUUUAUGAGCGCUUGGGGAGAUUGCAGCUGUUUCGUAUGUUGACGCAUUUUAAAACGCAUUUAAUUGCGGGCUUCGACUGAUUGCGCAGUCGGCGUUAUUGGUGGUGCUUGCAUUAACUAGAUUAAUUUGUAGAUAAUAUUCUUUUGUAUUGUAUUUUAUGUACAUAUGUAUGUUAUAUACCUAUGCCUAUUUAAAAUUAUUUUAUUGUAUUUUAUGCUAAUAAAAAUCUCACCUUUGAUUUAUGAAUGUGUUGAUG